Messenger RNA from Populus nigra (black poplar), 732 nucleotides. RefSeq lists its product as uncharacterized. The record is from RefSeq and is a predicted model, not a curated record. Lineage: Eukaryota; Viridiplantae; Streptophyta; Magnoliopsida; Malpighiales; Salicaceae. The transcript is spliced from 3 exons. Bases 1 to 732 code for a protein of 243 amino acids.
AUGUUCGCUUUUCAAGUUGUUGCUGCUAUGGUUGCUGAAGAAGAAUCGAAUAAUCAAGGGCGGAGAAUAGGGUAUCGUGGCUCUAUUCUUGGCCAUAAUAUUGUCAAUCGUAAUAGAAAGGAAGAUCUUACUGAUGAAUAUCUUCAAAUUGGAGAAAGCAUUGUGAUAGAAAGUCUUAGAGCUUUCGUCAAAGCAAUCAUAGAAAUUUUGAAGCGGUGGCUUCACAAGAUCUUUGGAUAUGGCAUGUCUUUUUUGGAAUGCCUGGAUCAUGAUAUUAAUGUUCUUGAUCGGUCACCUAUCUUCGUUGCACUUGCUGAAGGUCAUAUUGCUCUUGUCAAUUAUACAAUUAAUGGGCAUGAAUAUACAAUGGGAUACUAUUUAGCAGAUGAGAUUUAUCUUAAUUGGUCAACUUUUAUUAAGACAAUCCCAAGGCCAUUAGGAGCAAAGAGAAAAUAUUUUGCAAGUAAGCAAGAGUCUGCAAAAAAAGAUGUAGAGCAGGCAUUUGAGGUGCUCCAAUCUUGUUUUGCAAUUGUACGUGGACCUAUUCGAUACUGGGAUGAAGAAACGCUUGCAAAUAUUAUGAAAGCUUGUAUAAUAAUGCAUAAUAUGAUUAUUGAGGAUGAAGGUGCAAUGAACCUUGGAUUUGACCAUGAACGUGAAGUCAAUUCCUUUAUAUCAAUGUCACAUGGUGAAAUACCAGAACUACAUGAUUUCCUUCAAACUCAUAAUUGA